UAUUGUUCAAGAUGGCGGCCACCUUCAAUUUCAGUAAAGAAACGCCCCCGGAUUCUAUGUUCAGUGACAUACAGACACUGAAUAAAUUCCAGAAUGAACAAUUCACUCAACUUGUGGAGUAUGUGUUCCUGUUUCUCAUUGAACCGACAAAGUCAUCUCGUCUAUUGUCACAGCUUGAUGAGUUUGCAGAACAAAAUGGCGUCGGAGCUGGCGCCCUGAAGAAUGUCUUCAAAAGUCUCCUCUCAUUGCCAAAUAGUGCCCUGAAGAAGAGCUUGAGUCCAGCCCAGGUCAAAGAAGAUCUUGUCAACUUAGGUUUAUCAGAAGAGAAAGCCGACUAUUUCACAGAGCAGUACAAGAACAACCUGGUGUCCCUGUCUCACAGUGCGCUGGGCCAGACUCUCAUGGUCAACCAGCUGGUGGACAUGGAGUGGAAGUUUGGAGUUACAGCAUCAAGUAGUGAGCUUGACAAAGUAGGAAACACCUUUCUUCAGCUGAAACUAGUUAUCAACACAGGAAAUGGAGCCAAGAACACAUAUAUGGAACUAUCAUUGCCACAGUUUUACUCAUUCCUGCAUGAGAUGGAGAAGGCUAAAGCGAGUCUAGAAUACCUCAGCUAGUCCUUGGGACAUGAUGCAGUUAUCUCCCUUGGUGGUCAGCACAUGGACCUAUCCUCGUUGAAGUUCAACAAUUGUCACUCACGCAUGGCUGAUUUAGGGUGGAAUCAUGAUGUUGACUACUGUUUGUUUGUUUGUUUGUUUGUUUGUUUAACACCGCACUCAGCAAUAUUCCAGCUAUAUGACGGCGUUCUGUAAACUAUCGAGCAUAAGCCAGACAAUCCAGUGUUUGCUAGUUUGACUUUGUGAGAAUAUGCAGAUAAACCUACCGUGUUUUAAAUUUAAAGAGGUUUCUGACAUAAAAUCCAUUCAUGUUGGAGAACAAAGGGUAGAAACUGAUAAUAAACAUAUAUAUAUACACAAACUUGUAUAUGUGUAUGGACUUUGGGUGAAAGAAAGAAGUGCUUUCAAAUAAAUAUUUUUGUCAUGGUCUGCAAUAAUCUGAGUAUAAUGUAGAUUAAAUCCUGUCUUAAGGUAGAAUUGGUAUCUCUUAAGGAGAUAAUAAUUUUAUAGAUAAUAUUUUGUCAAAAGGGGUACUGCAUAUCAUUCAUGAAUAAUUUGGUUGGGUAAUCGACUGAAGAUUCAUGACCGUUGUACAUUUAUAGAUUUAAUGAAGACUUGAUGAUAACCCAACGACACCUGACACUGCUUGUGAGUGAGUGAGGGUGAGUGAGUGAGUGUGGUUUUACGCUGCUUUUAGCAAUAUUCCAGCAAUAUCACAGCGGGGUACACCAGAAAUGGGCUUCACACAUUGUGCCCAUGUGGGGAAUCGAACCCAGGUUUUCAACAUGACGAACAAACGCUUUGACCACUCCCACUGUUUGUGACAAAAAUAUGUGACACACGAAAACAAAUACCCAAUACUGCUUACUUUACAGUAAUUCUCCAACAUACAGUUGCAGGGCUGUUGUUUUUAAUAGAAAUGGAAAAGGCCAACCGACCCUAUUCUUAAAUUAGGAAUGAGUGGCAACAGAACCAUGUUUUGGACAAGGCCUUGUGCAGCAUAGUCUUUAGUCUCUUAGCCGGUUGUUAGCAGUGCUUAGGACAACUCUAUAGUCUCUUAGCCGGUUGUUAGCAGUGCUUAGGACAACUCUUUAGUCUCUUAGCCUGUUGUUAGCUUAGGAAUAGGAAGCUGAGACUAAGCUCCAUGUUAUUGCCAUAGUCAGGGUUAGAAUCACGGUCCAGAGUUUUUAUGUUAAAGUUAAACAAGCCAUGAGUUAGGCUAAAAAAAUAGUAGUCUCUAUUCUCAGGCACUGCAUGCAUCAUCAUUAUGUCCGCCGCAUUCCCCCCCACCCACCCCCAAAAAAAUCUUUAAAUAUUCCAUGUCUCGAACACACAACCCUGGCAGUAAAUUGCUACAAUACUUAAUCACAUGUUUUUGUCGAAAUUAUUUCAAACUAAAUUAAGUUACAAAACUAGCUUGAACAACCAAAAAAACAAAACAACCCUGCCCCUCCACAAAAUAUUUUCAAAAGCCAUUGACUGAAACCAAUUCUUUUAUUUUUUUAAGCCUAACCUGCACUUCAUGGGCAUACUUUGUAAUUGUAAAAAUGUCUAUGUAUUGUGUAUAUUCUCGACAUCAUUGUAUUAAAUAAACUGUAAAAUUUG
Haliotis rufescens (red abalone) is the source of this 2222-nucleotide messenger RNA. Its product is annotated as COMM domain-containing protein 7-like. Bases 12 to 617 code for a protein of 201 amino acids. NCBI's taxonomy places the organism in Eukaryota, Metazoa, Mollusca, Gastropoda, Lepetellida, Haliotidae. Gene Ontology annotation, biological process: tumor necrosis factor-mediated signaling pathway; negative regulation of DNA-templated transcription. Gene Ontology annotation, molecular function: NF-kappaB binding. The record is from RefSeq and is a predicted model, not a curated record. The transcript is spliced from 8 exons.